Messenger RNA from Colletotrichum lupini, 753 nucleotides. RefSeq lists its product as uncharacterized. NCBI's taxonomy places the organism in Eukaryota, Fungi, Ascomycota, Sordariomycetes, Glomerellales, Glomerellaceae. The coding region runs from base 1 to 753 and encodes 250 amino acids. The transcript has 9 exons. The record is from RefSeq and is a predicted model, not a curated record.
AUGGGCAGGUUCAGGGCCCAAUUCAAGACGCACGGCUUGCCUGAAAAUGUAGCUGGAUUGGCGAUGCCUUUCUUGGCUUUGGAAAAGGAUAUUGAGCUGGAUAAUGUUCCACAAAGGGGACAACACUGUAACAUUAAUUCACAUAAGCAACCGGCUAUCUCAACACUGACGGUUCAUAUGCACUAUGACCCUCACUUCUUCGGGAAAGUCGGUCUAACCGUGCCGCAUGCAACUCAAAUACCCGGCACGGGCCGGCCGACAGACCAAGGCAGCCUCAAGAGGGCAAAGAUCACGACGUGGAUGCUCGAUUCUGUCCCAGCCUGCUUCUAUCGCCUGCAGAGUCGUAUACACUCGGCUACCUACUGCAAGUCUUUUUUGGAGUCCUGUACGACUUGGAAUGACUCGAACGGCAAGUACAUGGGGACAAGCCUACAUAUAAAUGCGAAUACUGGGCGGGACCUGUAUUCCCAAUAUCAACCUGCUUUACACCUCAUUGAUCGCGAAACUCUAAUAAUGGAAGGCAAGGAUGAUAACCACUACACUACAGAUGCGGAUCUCGUUCCACAUCCGUGUCUUUGUCGUGGGAUCCACAACAUGCAGGCUUUGGAAGUUAUUUCAUUGAGGCGGGCGAUGGGGAAGGGCGCGUUACACAAUAAAGGGACUGGACACCCUUGGGUUCCUAAUGCGAAGGACUGGCUAUCAUUUGAUCAAGAUUCUUUGAUUCGUGGAAUUCCGGUCAAGUUUGACGGCUGA